Molecule: messenger RNA, 4227 nt
Organism: Plasmodium gaboni
Lineage: Eukaryota; Apicomplexa; Aconoidasida; Haemosporida; Plasmodiidae
Product: putative RAP protein
Exons: 1
Coding region: 1-4227 (1408 amino acids)
Biological process (GO): mitochondrial RNA processing; regulation of mitochondrial mRNA stability
Cellular component (GO): ribonucleoprotein granule; mitochondrial matrix
Molecular function (GO): RNA binding
Source: RefSeq, a predicted model, not a curated record
AUGUUUCAAAGAAAAGCUUCUUCAGUUUGUUUUUUUAAUAAGUAUCACAAGACUAAACAUGGAUAUGAUAUUUUGUUUUCAUCGAAUGUUUCAAUUUAUAAAAAAGCAUUAAUAGGAUAUUCCUCUAUAAAUAAUCCUCAUCAUAAUAAUAAUAAUCACCAUAAUAAUAAUAGUAGGUAUAGAAAAAUUAUUGUUAUUCCUUUUAAUGAUAAGGAUAUGAAAUUAGAAUAUAAAAAAAUACCAUUUGAUAAAAAUGACUUAGACAAGAAAAGUAAAAAGGAAUUAUUGAAUAUUUAUAAACAUAUUAGAAUAAAAGAUGAACUGAAUAAAUUACCACAUGAUUUUUUAGAUAACUUAUUUGAAUGCACUAAAAAAUAUGUUGGUUGUCUAUUACCAUAUGAAUUUGUAAGUAUUUAUAAAACACUAAAAAUUAUAAAAAAGAAUAAUAAAGAUUUAAAUUUAUUAUUACAUCAACAAAUGAAAAGAAUAUAUGAAAAUUUUGAUAUUACAAGUAUUAGUAAAUUAUUUCAAUUAUAUAAUUUUAGUAGAUCAAAACCAACAUUUCUAAUUAAAAUAUUAUCUCGAACAUUUUUAAAGAAUAUGAAUAAUGAAAAUAUAAAACCUUGGAAUAUUAGAGAAUUAAUAUCUAUAUAUUGUUAUCUUAAAAUUUAUGAUGAAGAAUUGAUUGAUUCUAUUUAUAAAAAAUGUAUUCCUAUUUUUUCAAAAUAUAUUUUGAAUUAUGAACCAAAAGAUGUUACCAUUAUUUUUUAUUGUUUAAUAAAAAUGAAUAAACAUAAUACUAUUCUAUCUAAUGUUGUGACGAAACAUGUGAUUUUGAAUAUUGAUUCUUAUGAAUUUCAUCAGGUAGCCAUUGUACUAAAUACAUUUGCCAAAGUAGGUGUAAAAAAUAAUAAACUCUGUAAGGUUAUAAGUGAUAAAAUUAAAAGGAAGCUACAACCAGAUAAAUACACACAUUUAGAAAAUAAUAUUAUGACAAGAAGAGAAGGAAAUAAUAAAUAUUUAUACAACAGUGAAGAAAAAAAAAAAAAAAAAUCCCUUAACCCUUACAAUGUUGAGAAUUUGAAUGGGGCUACAAAUAAUGAUUACUCAGGUAAUGAAAAUGAUAAGAAAGGAGAAGUAAAUAGAUUUGAGGAGCUAGAUAGAGGCAAUAAAGAAACUAAUGAAAUUAUUUCAAUUGAUAAAAUUGAUUCAACUGAUAAAAAUGUUUCGGUUGAUAAAAUUAUUUCAAUUGACAAUAGUGAAAAUAAAAAAUCAAUACUAACAAAACAAAUAUUAGAACCAAAAGAUGUUUCUAUAAUAUUAAACUCCUUGAUAAGAUUAGAAUAUUAUGAUAAUCAAUUAUUUCAUUGUUUAAUUCCAUAUAUAAUAAAUAAUGUAUCCAAAUUUUCUGUUCAAUCAUUAAGCAAUAUUGUUCAUUCGUUUUCUCAAAUACAAAUAUAUCACGAAAUAUUAUUUGACAAUAUAAUUAAAGAAUGUAUUAAAAAAAUCCAUAAAUUUAAAAAUAUAGAAAUGAGUAAUUUGGCUAACUCACUUGUACGUUUAAAUAGAAAAGAUAAAAUAUUAUUUACAUAUAUUAUUGAUGAAUUUUUAUAUCGUGCAACUAUAGGUUCUAAAUUUUUAAACUAUCAUUUUGAUAUAAUAUCCUUACAACAAUUGGCAUAUUCAUUUAGUAAGGUAGGUUUAAAAGACGAUAAAAUUUAUACAGUACUUUAUAGGAUGUUAAUAAAAAAAAUAAAUGAAAAGAAUAAGAUACUUAGACGGACUAAUAAAAUAAGCAACAACAAUAAAUUGAUACAAGUGGAAUGUAAUAAAAAUGGAGAUGCUAAUAAAAUUAAUAUGAACAAAAAAAAAAAAAAAAAAAAAAAUGAAAAGGAAAAUAAAAUAAAUGAAAAGGGAAAUAAAAUAAAUGAAAAGGAUAUUAUUGAAAGAAAAGAAAUAUCAAUAUAUAAUAAUAAUAGUAAUAAUAAUAAUAGUAGUAGUAGUAAUAAUAAUGUUUCUAUUAUUAAAAAUAGUUAUGAUAAUUUUGAUUUUUUUUCCUUGUGCACAUUUAUCAACUCCUAUGGGCAAGUAAAUAUUAAGAAUAAACAUUUCUGUCAUUUUAUUAGUUAUAUUAUUAGAAAGAAAAAAAAAAAUAAUGAAAUAUUAACAAACGAAUCAUUAAGUUUUAUGUUAUAUGGUUUAUUAAAAUUAAAUUUAAAAGAUAAAAAAAUAUAUCAAAUAUUAUUAAAAGAAUGUAUAGAAAAAGUCGAUACAUUAAAACCAUUUCAAAUGGUAUUGUUAUUAUAUUCCUUGAGUAAAUUAAAAAUAUAUUCUUAUAAAUUUGUUAAGAAAUGUUUACAAAUAUUAAGUAUAAAUAUUAAUAAUUUGAAUUUAUCAGAUUUGUCAUUAGUAUGUUAUUCUUUAUCAAAUUUUUUAUAUAGAGAUGUUAUAUUUUUAUAUAAAGUAAAUAAAAUAAUUCUUUUAAAUAAUUAUGAAUUCAAUCCAAAAAUUAUAUCUCAAUUAUUUAAUUCUUAUACAAAAUUAUGUUAUUAUCAUGAACCCUUUUAUGAUUUUAUAUUUAAAAAAAUUAUAAUAUAUAUACAUCACUUUGAUGAAAAGGAAUUAAGUAAUCUGGUUUAUUCCUUUAUGUAUUAUUUUCAUAUGAAAAAACUUCAUUAUGAUCAUAUCAAAAAUGAUGAUAAAGACAAAAAAAAUGACCAACCAAUUGGAUAUGUUCAAAUGGAAAGGGGCGAAAAUAAAAUUGGGACAAAUAUAAAUAAUGGUGAUAGUAAGGAUAUUAAAUAUGUAAUAAAUGUCCAAAAUAAUAAUAAAAAGCAAAACAAUGAUAAUAAAAGGCAUGAUAAAUAUUAUAACAAUAAUAAUAAUAAUAAUAAUAAUUGUUAUAUUAAUCAGGAUGCUUAUUGUCGUUACGAUCAGUCUUAUGAUACAUGUAAAAACAUAAACCAUUCGACAAAUACACAAAAUAAUAAUUCCAAUGAUAAUUCAUCAUGUAACAAUAAAGAUGAUAUAAUCCUAUAUAGAGAAGAAUUUUAUAAAAACGAAUUAAACAUAUUUUUUAAUUUAAUAUAUAUAUUAAAUGAAAAGUAUAGAACAAAAAUAUCCCUAAUAAGUAUAUAUCAAUUACAAAUUGUUGAUUUAUAUUUAAGAUCAUUUUUCAAGAAUUAUUUUUAUUUUCCUAUUUAUUUAAAAACUUUUUUUUUCAAAUGUAGAAAUAUUAAGUUAAACGUAGAUGAUUAUAUAAUAUUAUCCUCAAAAACACAUCGAAAUAUCUCUCGAUUUCUUAAUAUUGUCGGCAUAAGACAUAGAAGUGAGGUAUUGUUUGGUCCUUAUCAAUUAGAUAUUGUAAUAGAUUUUCUAGAAAAGAAAAACCCAGAUAAUUAUUUACAUUUUUUAAAAUAUCAAAACUGUAAUAAAGAUGAUAAAAGUAUAAUAUGUGAUAAUAUAUCUAAUGAUAAUUCAAACGAUUGUAAUAUUAUUUAUAAAGCCAAAAGGUUAGAAAAAGAAAAUAUUAUAAACAAUCAAGAUGGAAAAUAUAAAGUAAUUGAAAAAGUUUUAAAUAAAAAUAUUGUUAUAGAAGUUGAUGGUAUAUCUCAUUUUUAUAAAGAAAGUUUUAGUCGAACAAUUAAUUCUGUUAUUAAAGAUUAUAUUUUAAAAAAACUUGGUUGGAAUAUUAUACAUAUACCAUAUCAAGAAUGGAAUCAAUGUUUUACUUUUAAAAAAAAAGUAUUAUAUGCAAUUGAAAUUUUAAAAAAUAUUUUACAAAUAAGUAACCAGGAUAUAUCUGUAGAGAAUUUUAUUCACAUGCUAAAUGAAAAAAAUAUAUAUAAUGAAAAAAAAAUACAUCAUCAUACUUUUUUAAAAUCAAACAUGACAUAUAUGAAUGUUUCUUAUAAUAAUAACAUGGGUGGUAUAGAAAAUGAAAUACAAAUGCAUUCAAAAGGUCGAAUUGAAGACAUAUCAAAUGAACAAAUCACAAAUAAUAUGAAUAAUAAUAAUAAUAAUAAUAAUUAUAUACCUAAAUUUUAUACUGUCAGUGAAGAGAAUAUUUUUUUAAAUCAAAUAAAAAAUAAAAACACACGUCAACAAAAUAUUAUGAAGAAAAUGAGAGAAGACUCAAAAUUAAAAUAUGAUUAUAACAUAUCGUGUAAAAAAAUAAAUGAAGGUGUAAAGAUGAAUCUUAUGUAUGAUGAUAACGAACAGGACUAA